AUGGAAUUGGAGGAACCCAAGAUAGAUAUAACUUCAAAGGAACUCAUAAAACCAUCAUCUCCAACUCCGCAGAAUAAGAAAGAGCUUAAACUGUCAUUGCUAGAUCAGAAAAUACCCGUGCUUUUCUUCCCCGUUAUUUUCUUCUACCGGAAACUGCCUCCUUUUCCUGCGUUAGAAAAUAGUACUAGUACUAAUAUUGUUGAUCCUCCUACCAAAACGAUCCUGGAACUAAAGCAGUCUUUAUCAAAAUGUUUAACAAAGUUUUACCCCUUGGCAGGAAAGCUUGCUCCAGAUCUUCGUUCCGUCGAGUGCGAUGAUUCUGGAGCUCUGUUUGUGGAAGCCAAGGUUCAUGCAACUCUCUCACAAGCCGUCCGAAAUGCUCCCACCGGCGAAAACUUGGUACAAUACUUGCCAUUUGACACAUUCUGCAAUGCUGCUGAUGAUGAUGAAGUGCUGUUAUUAGGCACUUACCCAAUAAAUGAAAUACUAUUAGCUGUUCAAUUCAGCUGGUUUGAAUGUGGUAGCAUUUGCAUUGGGGUAUGCGUGUCCCACAAAAUCGCUGAUAUCAAUUCCUUGACGGUUUUCAUGAAUUCAUGGGCGGCUUUGAAUAGGGGAUCAGAUACUAUAACUACUAAUUAUGAAUCAUUAUCUCCCAAUUUUGAAUUAGGGAGACAUCUGUUUCCUCCAGGGGAUGAUUAUGUUUCUCCUAGUAGUAAUUUUGCUCCAACUCCGCAAGGGUUCAACCACAAGGGGAAGAAGAAGGAAUUUAUGUACAAGCGUUUUUCUUUCAGUAAGAAAAAUUUGAAGGAAUUGAAACAACAAGUGGUUCCGCGGCCAGGAAUAUUAUUGAAGGAACAAGCCACCAAAGUGGAAGUUGUUAUCGCUUUCCUGUGGAAGCAUCUGAUCAAUGCGGCCCGAGCCAAGAAUGACGAACACCGUGACAUGAUGGCCAGGAUCUCGGUUGUAAUCAACUUGAGAAGCCGUAUGAGCAGUUUGGUGUCGGCCUUGUCGAAAAUGGAGUUUCCUUUCGGAAAUCUUGUCUUUGUCGGAACUGCUGAAUUUAUCAGUCCUGGUAGGAAUUAUGGGGAUGUUUAUGGGGAUCUAGUUUGCCUAACAAGAGAUGCAACAAGGCAAGUCAAGGAGGAUUACAUAUUCAAGUAUGCAGUUCCUUUCCUACGAAAUGACUUGGGCACAAAUGAUAGCAUAACAGAUCAUAUUGGUCAGCAACAAGUACAACAAUGGACUUUUAGCAGCUGGUGCAGAUCUUCAACCUACGAGGUGGACUUCGGAUGGGGCAAACCCACAUUAGUUGGACCAGCUGGUAAACCAAAUACGAGCGGGUCAGUUGUCUUAACUAGCAGAAGCUCUUAUGAGGACGAAAUCGAUGCAUGGAUCACCAUUUCCGAAGAUGAUUUAGCUUCCCUACCACACGAGCUUCUUUCACUAGCGCCUGCCGAUUUCUUUCCAGUGAAUUGA
This is a messenger RNA of Oldenlandia corymbosa var. corymbosa, 1476 nucleotides long. The record is from the annotation of a GenBank genome assembly. Lineage: Eukaryota; Viridiplantae; Streptophyta; Magnoliopsida; Gentianales; Rubiaceae.